Molecule: messenger RNA, 7441 nt
Organism: Xyrauchen texanus (razorback sucker)
Lineage: Eukaryota; Metazoa; Chordata; Actinopteri; Cypriniformes; Catostomidae
Gene: thsd7ba
Product: thrombospondin, type I, domain containing 7Ba
Exons: 29
Coding region: 475-5358 (1627 amino acids)
Biological process (GO): actin cytoskeleton organization
Cellular component (GO): plasma membrane
Source: RefSeq, a predicted model, not a curated record
GUUGCUAUCUUCUCUCCUCUCAAUCGGCUAUACUCUCAUUCUCUCUCUGUCUCAAACACGCACAUUCACACUCUCUCUCUCUCUCGCUUUUGCAGGCUCUCAGCAGGAAGCAUCGGCAUAGGCUUGCUUGAUUCAGGUCAUUUUCUGUGAGAAAUUUCUGGCUGUGGAUACUUCAUCCAGCAUUUGCCAAAGGGUUAUCUGUUCUCACGGUCAGUGAUGGUGUGACAGACACAUCGUUCACGAUCUGAUCUUCCCAAGAGGGAGCCACUGAGGACUAGCUGGCAGAUGAUGCAUCAGUGGGAGGAGGAAAGGCUGUGUUUAUCUGCUGUCCCCGUGUCACAGAGAGCUUCUGAGGAGCAUUCAGCUGCCAGCAGUAUCCACAGGCUUCAGCCAUCCAGCUGUUCACCUCACUGUCACAGCUAAAGUGAUGAGUCCCUGCCUUCCCUUUCAGGACUAAAAGUGUACAGGAGGUCAAUGGGCUGGACUAUGAUUCAAAAAGAUGACUCUGGUGUAAAGGGCUGGACAUGGCGUUUUGGGAACUACCUACUCCUCUCUGUGUCUCUCAUUGCAAUGCAAGUGCAGUCGGACCUGGAAUUUUCAAAGGACAGGCAUUAUAUGUGGAAAACGGGUCAUUGGGGCAGGUGUAUGGGAGAGGACUGUGGAACUGGUGGUGUUCAAUCCAGGACGGUAUGGUGCAUCCAUAUGGAGGGCUGGACCACACACCACUCCAACUGUCGGCAUGUAGACAAACCUGAGAGCCAGAGGCCUUGCUUUAAAGUGUGUGAGUGGCACCAAGACCUCUUUGAAUGGGAGGUGUCAGAAUGGGGGCUAUGCGUUCUAGCCUUCUUCCAGUCCAACGAGCUCAGACUGCAGACUGCAGAGUGUGUCACAGCCCAGCACGGCAUCCAGCGACGGAAAGUCCAUUGUGUGCGCACGUCAAACCGCACGGCUGUCACGGAGAGGAUAUGUGAAUUCUUCUCCCCACGACCUGCACUGGAGCAGGCUUGCUUGAUCCCCUGCCCGCACGACUGUGUCGUGUCCGAUUUCUCCUCAUGGUCCGGCUGCAGUAGAACAUGCGGUUCUGGGCUCCAACAUCGAACCCGCCACGUGCUGGCGGCACCAAUGUAUGGAGGUGCUAACUGCUCCAACCUCACCCAAACAAGAACUUGUGCAAACCUGUUGCCCUGCCCAGUUGGGGAGGGUGAACAUCACUACAGCCUUAAAGUUGGUUCCUGGAGUGAGUGCAGGCAGCCACAACAUAAAGGACUCUGGAUGAGUGGUAGAACCAUGCUUGACUUUAGUACAGGAGAUGCUGAGAGGAACACGGUGAAACGACAUAUCCAGAGCUCUCAACACCACCAUCACUAUCUCCACAACCACCAUCACAGCCUCAAGAGCUUGGAUGUGGAGAUUGGCUACCAGACGCGCCAAGUUCGUUGCAUGCAGAGCGAUGGCAAGAAUGCCAUGUUGAGCCUUUGUACCCUUGACAACAGCCCUGGAACAUUCCAGCCAUGCAUUAUGCCCAGAGACUGUGAGACCUCUGAUUGGUCAGUUUGGAGUCCUUGUUCAAAGACAUGCAGAGCAUCAGAUAUGUCUCCUGGUUUUCGGGUCAGGAGUCGGAGCAUAACACACACUCCCAUUGGUCUUGGCAAAGAAUGUCCCACCCUUGAAGAAAAGGAGGCUUGUAACAUCAUUGGAGAUUUACUUCCAAAUUGUCCCAGUUAUGUGUGGAAGAGCACAGAUUGGGGGGACUGUCAGGUGGCUCCUCUCCUCAGCCAGCAGGACAGAAGGCUAAACAAUGUUAGCAUUCUCUGUGGUGGAGGGAUUCAGACCAGGCAGCUGUAUUGCGUACAGGUUCCAGACAACUCCACCCCUCAUCACAAAAAAGAGGUGUCUAGGCCAGUAAGUGGGCAUUUGUGUGAAGGAGAUUUGCCCUCUGCGGUACAGCCCUGCUCCAUACCCUGUCCACAGCAAUGCCUGCUCUCAUCCUGGUCCUCCUGGGGAGCCUGUCUCCACGACAACUGCAUGGAGACCCAAGGACGAAAGGGCUACAGUCAGAGGAGGAGAGAGAUUCUGGAAGAAGGAUCUGGAACAGAAAACUGUGCCCAUCUCCUGGAGUCGAUGCCCUGUGAGGACCCGGUGUGCUUCCUGUGGCAGGUGCAACUUGAGGGUGCAUGUGUGCCCAGGAAUGGCAACUGUGGAAAUGGAACCAAGACUCAAAUCGUGGCUUGCGUCAACUCUCUAGGGCAGCUUGUUCCUGAGGAGCUCUGUGAAGAGGAACCGUCUCCUAAAGAGGUCUUAUGUGAGAUGGCAUGUCCAGGUGACUGUGUGCUAGGCUCAUGGUCUGAUUGGUCCUCCUGCUCCCACAGCUGCUCCAAUAAAAUAUCAGAGGGAAGACAAAGUCGCACACGGACUAUAUUAGGCCUACCAGGGGAAGCUAAGGCAUGUCCAACUGCUACUGCUCUGGAGGAGUGGAGAACUUGUAAUGAUCAUCCAUGCAUCAUAUUCUACUGGGAAGCGUUGCCAUGGGGACCGUGCAUUGAAGACUCCUCCAUGAAUCUAAAUGGCACUGGCUACUGGAACGGAACGGCCACCUGUGCAGUCGGAGUGCAGAUUCGUAAAGUGGUCUGCAUGAAAAUGGGAGUUGGGCCAGUUAUUCCAAAAAGGUGUCCAGAUUCUGCCCGACCAGACACCAUUCAAACCUGUUUAUUGCCUUGUAAGAAGGACUGCAUUGUGACUCCUUUUAGUGAAUGGACAGUCUGUCCUACAACAUGCCUACCAGUGAACAGCACCAUGCCGUCACAGUCACGAUACAGGAUCAUCAUCCAGCGGGCAGCCAAUGGCGGUCAAGAGUGUCCAGACACUCUUUAUGAGGAAAGAGAAUGCGAGGCUCUUCUGGUUUGUCCUACUUACAGAUGGAAGACACACAAAUGGCAUCCAUGUACUCUGGUCCCAGAUUCAGUCCAGCAGGGAAUGACAGGAUCGAGCCAAUCAUGUGGAAAAGGAUUAGAGAUGAGAGGAGUGAGCUGUGUGGACAAAUAUGAUGAGGUGGCAGAUGUAUCAGACUGUCUGCAGUGGGCCGGGCCGAUGCCAUCACGCUUCAGGAGCUGCUGGGUCCCCUGCAGGGAUGACUGCACUCUCAGUACUUGGUCUAAAUUCACAGAGUGCUCUGGCUGUGGGAACCGACGUACCCGCAAACGCACCUUAACAGGUCGAAGCAGGAAACAAGACCAUUGUCAGAGAGAAGGCCUUUACCCUCUGCUGGAAUCUGAACCUUGUCCAUGUGAUGAGUUUCUUUCUCAGCUGUAUGGUAACUGGUCAUCUUGUAUCCUGUCGGAUACGCCAACGCAAGCAUCUCUCCAGGGUUGGAGGGGUCGUAGAGAGACUCGUGUCUGUGGUCAGGGAUUACGUUAUCGAGCUGUGGCCUGUCUGGACCACGAAGGCCACCUGGUUAGCCCAGACCUCUGCAGCGAAACAGGUCUGGCAGAAGAGAUUUGCCAUGUGCCAUGCCCUCUGGACUGCAAGCUGAGCGACUGGUCGACGUGGUCAGCCUGCAGCGUCUCCUGUGGCAGUGGGCUGAAAAUCAGAUCCAAAUGGUUGCGGGAGAAGCCAUUCAACGGCGGCCGACCAUGCCCCAAACUAGAUCUGAAGAAUCAGGUGUAUGAGGCUGUGCCCUGCUACAUUGAGUGUGGUCAGUAUAAGUGGGUAACAGACCCCUGGUCAGUCUGCACCAUCAACACAGUGGACGAACUGCCAGCCUGUGGUGAGGGCGUACAAAGCCGCAAGAUCCGGUGUGUGAGGCGUGGCGGUGGGGAGAAUGUGAGCAGUGUGAAUGAGACCCUCUGUGACCAGGACGAAAUUCCUCCCCAAGCUCAGACCUGCUUCCUGCCGUGCCCUAAUGACUGUGUGAUGUCCCAGUGGAGUCAAUGGAGCACCUGUCCGAUGCCAUGUGACGAAAGCACAGUGAGGAUGAGGACAAGACACAUGCUGCGCCCCCCGGUGGCCGACAGAGUGUGUCCAGAGAGUAACCAGUCAGAGUCUUGCGUUGUCAACAGCACUUGCUUCAAUUAUCACUACAAUGCCUCCAGCUGGAGCACCUGUCAGCUAAGCGAACAUGCCAUCUGUGGCCAGGGCACGAGGACACGUCUCCUAGAUUGCAUCCGUAGCGAUGGCAAAGUGGUGGAUUUGGUCGUGUGCGAGGAGCUGGGCCUGCCUCAGCUGUGGAAAUUGGCAAUGAACUGUGUGGUGGACUGUCCCUUUAACUGCAUCCUCUCUGAUUGGACGCAAUGGACGGAGUGUUCACACACCUGUGGCAGUAAAGGUGUGAUGAGCCGCUCUCGCAGUGUGCAACAGCAAGCUCAUGAGGAGGGCCGCCCGUGCGCCUCCCAGCUCUCCCAGACCAAACCCUGUCCCAUCAGCCCCUGCUACACAUGGCUUCUGAGCAACUGGUCUCCCUGCGGAGUAGAGGGGGCAGAAUGUGGAGAGGGCACGAGGGUGAGGAACCUGACAUGUGUGGUGCACUUGGCAGACUGGCCGGACAGCCCCCACCAAACUGAAAUGGUAGAGGACGAGAAGUGUGGAGACCGUCUGAGAAAGGAAAGUGAGCAGGAACUGCAGCAGCCAUGUUUUGUCCCCUGUCCAGGAGACUGUCACCUUACAGAGUGGUCGCUGUGGAGUUCCUGUCAGCUGACAUGUUUGGAAGGGCGUAGUUUUGAGACCGUAGGGCGUCAGGCACGUUCUCGGGCCGUGGUCACACAAGUGCUAGAGAAUCAAGACAGCUGCCCUCACCAGGUUUUUGAGACACGUCUAUGCAAAGGAGGGAAAUGUCACAGUUACGAGUGGAGGACCAGUGCCUGGAAUGACAACGAAAGAUCAGUGUGGUGCCAGCGUUCUGAUGGGGUCAAUGUGACAGGGGGCUGCUUUCCACAGAACAGGCCGACCACUGUGCGCCACUGUCACCCUCCCUGCACCAAACCCUUUUCCCACUGUAAGCAGAGUGGCGUGUGUGGGUGCGAAAGGGGUUAUACUGAAGUGAUGACCACACACGGAUUCCUGGAUUACUGCACCAAGACCCCUGGUUCAGACAACAAGAAAGCAGAUGUGAAGACCAGCUCGGGAAGAUUAAAACCAGGCACUACUCAGAUCCAGGACUUCUUCGGCGAGUGGUCGCUGCAGCCGCUCGGCCCAGAUGGAAGAAUAAAACUGUGGGUCUACGGGUUAACGGUUGGAGGAUUCAUUCUGAUAUUAUUCAUAAUUGCUGUGGCCUUUUUGUUCUGCAACCCACACAAACAGAGUAAAAGUACAUCUCCACCUCAGAAGCCCUUGACACUGGCCUAUGAUGGGGAUGUGGACAUGUGAUCAAGCUCUCCGUGACUGUAUGUCAAAGCACAAGCUGGACUUCUUGCAACAUUUAAAAAUGUUCAUCUCUCCAAAAAAAACGACAAAAGGGGGUCAUCAAAGGACAUUUCAGUCUUGACAUCUGCAGCACCAGAACUUUGUGUGCAAGCCUGCAAGGACAACGGUUUUGGAUCAGUAAUCAUUUGGAAAAUGGUGACAUUCAAAGAGGGUACAAGACAGCUGACAUUCCACAGACCAGAUGGAGGACUUUGACAUUUUCUUGCCAUGAUUUUUCUUACAUUAGAAACAAGGGGAAACAAACUCAAAAAGGGCAUUUCAGGUUGUGCCGAAUAUAUUGCAUCAGUUGCAUUAAGCCAGUCUGAAAGUGACUUUUUAAUUAAAAGAGAACGAGAUAAGACUGAUGUGUUUUGCACUAUAUUAGUGCUUAGUCAUUCUUUAGUUCCUCUUUGUGUUCAAACAGAUUUUCUAGUGUUUUUCAUUGUGAUGCAAGGACUUUGCUGUAAACUGUUGUUUUCAUGUAGAAUGUCUUUGAAUGUGUGUAUGAUCCACACAGUUAACCAAAACACAGCUCAUUUAGACACUUUUAAAGGUUACGGAUGAUGAUCUGCUCAUGUGAAGCUGCUUCAUGGCUCCGUUUUGACCUUUAACCUCUGUCUAGAAGCUGAAAAAUGUAGUCUGCUCCAACCCCAAAAGGUAGUGAACUGUGUUCCUGUCCCAGAAGGGCUUUGAAAGUGACUUUAUGUAAUAUCUUGCCGUUAGAGGAAAUAAUUUAGCACAGAUAAAGUGGACCAAUGCAUUUAUGUCGAGUCUGCAUGAGCAUUAUACUGGGAAAGGUGGUUCAAUGCUAUGAAUGUGAAUAAUUUCCAGUAGAGAGUACAGGUGCUGAUUCUGUAUUUUGAUAAUAUUCCUUGUGUUUGAGAUUUCUUUAAAUAUAUAGUUCGCACAAAAUACAAAUUCAUAAUGUUGUUCCAAACCCGUGUGACUUUCUAUCUUCUGUGGAACACAAAAGGAGCCUCAGUCACCAUUUACUUUAAUUAUAUGGGAAAGAUCAGUAUCAUCAUUCUUCAAAAUUUCUCCUGAAGUCAUUCGUGUUUUAACGGCAUGAGGGUGAGUAAAUAAUGACAGAAUUUUCAUUUUUGGGUUAACUAUACCUUUCAUUUCUUUUUAUGAUUUUAUGUUCUUGCAGGCAUAAAUGAUUGUCUGUUUUUAUGACUUAGUGUCAAGUUUUGCUUACCUCCUUGUAAUGCCAUGUUAAAAAAAAAAAACAUUUCUUAAAUUUCAGUGGUCCUCAUUAUAAGACGAUGUACAGCAUAAGCUACAUAAGACCUCUUAUUCGUGUGGUCUUUCUCCACCCAAAGAAUGUACAUUUUAUUCUGUAUACUAAAUGCACAUCAACUUACAGGUUUGAUUAUGUUUUUCUUCAUUUGUUGAUUUAGUACCUUUCAUCAUUCUUUCCAUCCUGCCUAAUGUCCCAUGAGACUUGCUAAUGCUGUCCACAUUAUUUGUAAGUCCAAGCUGGUUAGUCUUCAACAGUUCCUUGAACAAUUUCUGUGUCCUCAUGAUAUUCAUCUGAAUAAUUUGGCUGCUCAUAGACUGAUGAAAUCAAAAGGCUUUGGCAUAUUUCUAAAUUAGUCCACCCUUGUGAGAACCUAAAUGUGUAUAGCUUAUAAUAGGUUUCAUUACCUUGCUUACAACCCCUGGAAAAAGAUGGCAAUAUAUGUAUUUAUUUAUUUUAAAGCCCAAUUAUGUGUGUGCAUGCUAGAUUGAUUUUGUCAUACACUGGAUUAUUCCAAAAGUGGCCUUGCAUUUUUAUGGAAAUUUGCUCCUAGUGACAUGAAGUCAACCGUGUGUUUUGUUCAUUUGAUUUUUUUCUUUUCAUUUGUUGCCCCUAAGAACUGACUUGUUUACAUGGCUUCUUCUAAUAUGUUAGAUAUGCUCUCAGCACUAUAUACAGUUGCCUGUAAAACACUGACAUUUAGUUUACAUAGUGCUUUCUGUUUUAAUUGUGUACUUGAAGAGUUGAACGAAAAUGCUAAUAAAUUGUGAUAUUCUGUGGAAAAUGUUGCUUAUUAAUAAUUUGUGA